Pollicipes pollicipes is the source of this 783-nucleotide messenger RNA. RefSeq names its product segmentation protein even-skipped. Lineage: Eukaryota; Metazoa; Arthropoda; Thecostraca; Pollicipedomorpha; Pollicipedidae. Gene Ontology annotation, molecular function: DNA-binding transcription factor activity, RNA polymerase II-specific; RNA polymerase II cis-regulatory region sequence-specific DNA binding. Gene Ontology annotation, cellular component: nucleus. The transcript is spliced from 4 exons. Bases 1 to 783 code for a protein of 260 amino acids. Gene Ontology annotation, biological process: regulation of transcription by RNA polymerase II. The record is from RefSeq and is a predicted model, not a curated record.
AUGGCGCAGCAGCCGGGCGCGCCCGAGCCGGCACCGUUCCGGCCGUUCCUGCCGGCCGACACGGCCUACCCGCUGCAGCUGCUCAAGGCGUACAGCGACCUGCGCGAGCGCGCCCCGGCCGAGGAGCGGCCCGACUCGGCGACGGCGGCCGAGGUGGCGCGGCCCGGCGAGCGGCUGCCGCCCCGGGUCAACGCCGACAGCAGCGGAUCGCCGCCCAAACCCAGCGACAGGACAGAGGACGCGAAGCCGACGUCGUGCGACAGCACGGAGCAGCUGACGGAGCGGUGCUCGCCGCCGCCGGCGGCCAAGCUGGCCGGCGACGGCGCUCUCAGCGCCGCCCAGGACCCGGGCAUCCGCCGCUACCGCACCGCCUUCCGGCCCGACCAGAUCAAACGGCUCGAGGCCGAGUUUCUCAAGGACAACUACGUCAGCCGGCCCAAGCGCAACGAGCUGGCCACGGAGCUGGGUCUGGCCGAAGGCACCAUCAAGGUGUGGUUCCAGAACCGGCGCAUGAAGCACAAGCGGCAGCAGAUGACGGCCUGGCCACUGGACCCGCGCUUCACCGACCCGGCGCUGGCCGCCAUGAUCCUGCAGGCGGCCGUCGCCUCCGGCACGUACCCGUACGGCGGCGUGGCCGGCCUGGCGGCGCCGCCGCUGCCCUACUACAGCCCGCUGGCCGGCUCUGCCAAGUGUCGCUUCUCGCCGUACGCGCCGCUGCCGAGCAGCUUCUUCAGACCGUUCAAGGCCGACUCUCCUGUCAGCGAGCACAGGGCGGGCUGCUGA